AUGGCGGACGUCUUCAGCGGGCGGAUCCUUGUCAACAAGGAUGGGGAUACGGUGGAGCCCGAGGAGGUGCUGCAGAACAAAGUGGUGGGGUUGUACUUUUCAGCAGGCUGGUGCUCCCCUUGCAGGGACUUCACUCCGCUCCUCUGCGACUUCUACACGGAACUUGUGGAAGAAACCCACCCGCCAGCCCCCUUUGAAAUAGUCUUUAUCUCCUCUGAUCGCAGCCCCGAGGAGAUGGUAGAUUAUAUGCACGACAUGCACGGGGAGUGGUUGGCCCUACCUUUUCACGACCCCUUCAAACAUGAUUUGAAGAAGAGGUAUAAUAUCACAGCCAUACCCAAGCUGGUGGUAGUGAAACAAACUGGAGAGGUCAUCACCAGCAAAGGACGGAAACAAAUUAGAGAACAAGGCCUCUCCUGCUUCCAAAACUGGUUGGAGGGAGCUGAUAUCUUUCAGAAUUUUUCUUCCUGA
This is a messenger RNA of Vombatus ursinus (common wombat), 471 nucleotides long. RefSeq names its product nucleoredoxin like 2 (gene NXNL2). Bases 1 to 471 code for a protein of 156 amino acids. Lineage: Eukaryota; Metazoa; Chordata; Mammalia; Diprotodontia; Vombatidae. The record is from RefSeq and is a predicted model, not a curated record. Gene Ontology annotation, biological process: sensory perception; photoreceptor cell maintenance. The transcript is spliced from 2 exons.